AUGGAACAGCACAGGAAGGGAUUGGGUGUUGGUCAAUGCAUGGAGGAUGUUUGUGAAAAAAAACGGAAUAGGGCUAGUAACGCGGCAUUGUGUACCCUCAUUUGCGCGAGCGGGCACUGUUCUCACUGGAUGCGUUCCUUGAAAAUUUCCACAAACGACGGGAUCUGGGUGUCUUUCUAUAACAACACUGCCGUCACCCUGCAAGCGCUUCAUCCCACUCAGGAUUACACGCAUUCAGUGGUAAAAUUGUCAGCACAGCUCCUGGUCUUUGGAGGCCUGCGAUGCAAACACGACUGGCAGGAGGCCUGUACCAUCACAGGAGCAUUUCGACGAAAGUUGAGCCAUCACAAAGUGGCCCAGCGUGGACAGACGCUGGCAUUAUAA
Mesocestoides corti is the source of this 384-nucleotide messenger RNA. The record is from the annotation of a GenBank genome assembly. NCBI's taxonomy places the organism in Eukaryota, Metazoa, Platyhelminthes, Cestoda, Cyclophyllidea, Mesocestoididae.